Messenger RNA from Dromiciops gliroides (monito del monte), 2337 nucleotides. RefSeq names its product sterol-C5-desaturase (gene SC5D). Gene Ontology annotation, molecular function: oxidoreductase activity; iron ion binding. The transcript has 5 exons. Bases 172 to 1104 code for a protein of 310 amino acids. NCBI's taxonomy places the organism in Eukaryota, Metazoa, Chordata, Mammalia, Microbiotheria, Microbiotheriidae. The record is from RefSeq and is a predicted model, not a curated record.
CUGGGCAAGUCAUUUAACCCACAUUGCCCCCGCAAAAAAAAAAAAAAAGACUGUACUAGGAAUUGGGGUAGGGGCUCCCCAUUUGUGGGGCUGUUACAGCAGAAUUAUAGAUCUACGGCUGCAAGGAAUCUCAGAAGUCACCUGGACCAGGGCUUCUUUUGCGCCCAAGAAAUGCUUACCCGAUCCAGCUAUACAGGUGUCACGAUGGACCUUGUACUGAAUAUUGCAGAUUAUUACUUUUUCACACCAUAUGUAUAUCCAAGUACAUGGCCAGAGAAUGAAAUCAUCCGACAAUCUCUCAGCCUCCUAGUUAUAACAAAUCUUGGGGCUUUCUUUUUAUAUUUCCUUUUUGCAACUCUGAGCUAUUAUUUUGUCUUUGAUCAUUCAUUGAAGAAACAUCCACUUUUUUUAGAGAACCAAGUAUAUCGAGAAAUUAAGCAUACUGUCCAAGCACUGCCAUGGAUAAGCAUUCCCACAGUUUUAUUGUUUCUGCUAGAGGUCAGAGGUUACAGCAAACUGUAUGACAACAUAGAAGAUUCAACAUAUGGUUGGCCUGGAGUCUUUUGUAGUAUGCUAUCCUUCCUCUUCUUCACUGAUAUGGCGAUCUACUGGAUCCAUCGGGGCCUUCAUCAUAAACUUGUAUAUAAGCGUCUACACAAGCCUCAUCACGUUUGGAAGAUUACUACUCCAUUUGCAAGUCAUGCUUUUCACCCAGUGGAUGGCUUCCUUCAGGGUCUACCAUAUCAUAUAUAUCCUUUCAUCUUUCCAUUACAUAAAGUAGCUUAUUUAGGCCUGUAUAUUUUUGUGAAUGUCUGGACAAUUUCCAUUCAUGAUGGUGACUUCCGAGUUCCAAAGUUCUUAGAAGCAGUUAUUAAUGGCUCAGCCCAUCAUACAGAUCACCACCUUUACUUUGACUAUAACUAUGGCCAAUAUUUCACACUGUGGGAUAGAAUUGGAGGUUCUUUCAAGUAUCCUUCUUCUUUUGAAGGCAAGGGGCCACUCAAUUACAUGAAGACGAUAACUGAAGGAAAAUUAAAUGGCCAUGCAGGAAAUGGUUGCAAGAAUGAACAGUUUUUCAGUGGAGAGAGUUUAAAGACUAAGUAGAUUGUUGCCCAAUCACUGCUAAAUAGCAACAUCUGGUAUUAAAAAAAAAACCCUAUUCAACAGGCAACCAAGGGAUAUCAUCAAAUUGAACUCUUCUGGUGUCACUUAAGAGUCAGCACUUUCAGUGCAACUAUGAUAUGAUCAUGGUGAUGGAUUGCAGCAGGAUGCUGCAAGCACCAAAAUCUGGACCCCACAGUUCCAACACUAGAUAUUGGACUAAGGUCUAUCUUAACUAUUUGUUUCCUGCUGGGAAAGCUGUGGUUCAUAAGGUUUACAAAAAUGUACAGAAAGAAAAUGAUGAAGGGUAGCAGGGUGAUUGUAUGUAAUGGACCUUGUACUCCUGUUCAUUGAGGAAGGCUAAUUUUGUUUAAAAACCAGAUUUAGUGCCAUAACAAAGAGCUUUUAAUCUGAGGGUGGAAAGCCUUAUUGUGGCAAUGUUAAUUGAUCUGUUAAAGGUGAGGUGACUACAUGCAGCACUUUAUUUAAAUGAGAAUGUCUUUGUGAAGUUACAGAUUUUAAAAUUAGCAACUAAAUAAUGUAAGCUAAUUAAUAGCCAGUAUGACAAGAUUUGCCGUCCUCCUAUACCAAGGAAACUCAUUUUGGGGGACUGCGCCAUAUGUAAAGUUAAUUGGACUCUGCUAUCUUACAGUGAAGUGAAUAAAUAGAAUUUUUUUCCCUAAAUUGAAACUACCCAGGUUUUAUUUAUGACUCAUUCAGGUCUAAGAUUACAUAAAUAAAAUUUUCAGGUGUUUUAAAAAAUUUAAAACAAUAAUAAUCACUUUGGUUUAAUGCUUGAAUCUGAAUGUACUUUAAAAAGUGAAAUUUGAUAUCCGAAUAAGAAUAUAUUUGACAGUACUAAUUUUAUAUUAAAUUGAUGCACUGCACUUUUGAUAUGUGUCAAAGCUACAUAGCUGCAAUUUUCUAUAAAAUGGAAAUAAUUCCUAAAUAAAUAGUGUGGAAGAUUAAUUUUGCAAUUAAAUCAUUCCCCCCAAAAAAGAUUUAGGUAAAUAUUGUGCAUGAUAAAAUAAAUACGGUUUGCAAAAGCAUUCUAUGCAACUAUGUAAAUGUCAAUAAAAAUUAAACACAGUUGUCAUCAAAUUGAUCCAAUUAAAUCUUUUGACUACAUAGCAAGGACUUUAGUGUUCUGGUUUUUGUGUAAAGUUGAAGCAUAAACAGCAUGAAAUGUCAAAGAUGUGCACAGAUGCCAAUUAUUAAAAAUGCAUAGACAUUGAA